Messenger RNA from Aureobasidium namibiae CBS 147.97, 1518 nucleotides. RefSeq names its product DUF1212-domain-containing protein. Gene Ontology annotation, biological process: transmembrane transport. The record is from RefSeq and is a predicted model, not a curated record. Bases 1 to 1518 code for a protein of 505 amino acids. Gene Ontology annotation, molecular function: transmembrane transporter activity. The transcript has 2 exons. Lineage: Eukaryota; Fungi; Ascomycota; Dothideomycetes; Dothideales; Saccotheciaceae.
AUGGCCGGCCACGAGCGAAUCACCUCCGUCAAGAGCAACAGACAUCGCUAUGCUUCAUCAAAUGUGCUAUUCAGCUCUGGCACCAGCACCCCGGUCCGUCGAAGGCCAAUUGAUUCCGAUGAUUCAAUUCCACAGUCAUUGCUUCCGACUGUCUUGCAAGAUACUGCAGACCCUAGUCGAACAAGUGAACGCGAGGCUUACCUUCUCAAAGUCUGUCGUGCUCUUAUGGCCUAUGGAGCACCGACUCAUCGACUUGAAGAGUACAUGUACAUGACAGCAGAAGUCAUUGGCCUUCGAUUGGAAUCAUUCUAUUUGCCAGGGAUCAUGAUCAUCUCCUUUAACAACACAAUCUGGCGAAGCACAGAAGUACACAUUGUCAAGACAUCACAGGCUCUAAACUUGUCGAAACUGUACGACUCACAUGAGGUGUACAAGAAUGUCAUCCAUGACAAGAUGACCAUCCGAGACGCCAUCACACGACUCGACGAAAUCACAACGAGCAAAGACAAGUAUCCUCGUUGGUUGUGUGUCAUCAUGUUUGGUCUUGCCUCUGCAUGCAUUGGACCAGUGUCAUAUGGUGCGAGACCUGUGGAUCUACCCAUCAUCUUCAUCUUCGGAUCCUUACUUGGAUUCAUGCAGCUGGUCAUGGCUGAGAACUCAGAGUUGUACGCUCACGUUUACGAAGUGUCAGCAGCUAUUCUGAUGACUUUUCUCUCUCGCGCUAUCGGCUCGAUCAAUUAUGGUGGCGGCCGCUUAUUCUGUUUCUCUGCCAUAUCACAGGCAUCUCUGGUAUUGAUUCUGCCUGGGUUCAUCAUCACCAACAGUGCACUGGAGUUGCAAUCGAAGAACAUUAUCUCUGGAGCCGUGCGAAUGGUGUACGGCAUCAUCUUUGUCUUGUUCCUUGCUUUUGGCUUUACUGUUGGAAGCACAUUGUAUGGUGCAUUCGACGGCAAUGCGACUUCUGCGACAACUUGCGAAGCGCCAUGGCCGUUUUGGUGGCAGGUCACUUUCGUCGUCCCCUUCACAUUCUGCUACAUCAUCAUCAACCAAGGCAAAUGGAAAAAGGUUCCAGCAAUGUUGGUCUUAUCCAUGAUCGGAUGGCUUGUCAACUAUUACGCCGCUCAGGGAUUCUCAAAAAGGACGCGCAUCUCCAAGGGCUUCGGUUCAAAUAUCCAGCUGGCUCAAAUGCUCGGAGCUCUUGCAAUUGGACUCGUCGCCAACCUUUAUUCGCGUCUUGGUCAGGGUCUUGCUGUUGCGUUGCUACAUCCUGCUAUCUUCAUUCAAGUGCCUGGAAGUUUUGCAGCAUCUGGCAGUUUGAUCAAUGCAGUUGCCAAUGCUGAUCUGCUCACGAAGCAUGGGUCUAGGAUGUCGAAUGAUGCGCAGAACAACAGCUUGUUGACGAAUGCUGGUCUUGCUAUGAUUGAGAUUGCCAUUGGUAUCACGGUUGGUAUAUCUGUCAGUGCGCUUUUGGUAUAUCCCAUACGGAAGAAGAAGAGAAGUGGCUUGUUCAGCUUCUGA